UACGAAAAUAAAACCCGGCUCCUUCCGAAGAGAGUGAAGACCCUGUUCGUUACGACGAUGACGACCUUGACAACUACUAGAAGAGUACACGCAACGUCAUUUUCCUUCUUGUCCACAGUGACGAGGUGCAGGCACGACGUGUUCUUGAGCUUCAGAGGCGAGGAUACCCGGUACAACAUCACGAGGCAGCUGCACCGCGCCUUGGUGGACGCCGGCAUCCCUACUUUCAAAGACGAUGUCAAUCUCCACAAAGGGGGCGAGAUCGCGUCGGAGCUGCUCAAGGCCAUCCAGACGUCCAGGAUCGCCAUCAUCGUGUUCUCCAAAAACUAUGCAAGCUCUGGAUGGUGCCUGGAUGAGCUUGUCAAGAUCGUCGAGUGCAAGAAUGAAGGCGGCCAGGUGGUUUUGCCGAUAUUCUACGACGUUGAUCCUUCCGACGUGCGACAACAGACGGGCAGUUUUGCAGACGCGUUUAGGAUGCAUCAAGAGAGCGGCCGCGGGACCGCCCAAGACAAGAUGGACGCCUGGAAGGCAGCUUUGACGGACGCAGCCAGUCAGCCUGAUGGAUGGGAUAUGCAUGAUGGUGCUGCCGCCACUGCUACUGCCAGUAAUUGGCUUCAAUCAAAAUUCAUAAAGGAAAUUGUACAACAUGUUUCGACUAGAUAUCAAGAUGCACACAUGACUGUUUCCAUUUUCCCACCCACAAUGGAUGCUGGUAAAGAGUACAUAAAUCUCUUGUCAAGUGGAAUAUCAGAUGACAUUCUAGUCAUAGGCAUCUGUGGAGGAAUGGACAAAACUGCCAUUGCAAGAGAUUUGUAUAACCGGAAUUUUCAUAGCUUUGAAGCCAGCAGUUUUCUUGAAGAUGUAAGCGUUAUUGCACAACAACCAAAUGGACUAGUUGCGUUACAAAAGCAGUUCCUUUCGGAUAUCCUCCCAACAGUUGACGACAAUUUAGAAAUAGAAAUAAUAGACGAUGUUAAAAGAGGAACUGACUUGAUUAAAGAUGUGGUGGGCAAAAAAAAGGUACUUGUAAUUCUGGAUAAUGUGACUGAACUAGACCAAAUAAAUGCACUUGCUAGGAGCCGCGAUUGGUUCGGUUCAGGAAGUAGAAUCAUCAUAACUUCUAAUACUAGAGAUGCAGAGUUGCUAAAUGUACUUGAAGUCGAUGAUAUAUAUGGACCUCAAGGCAUAGAGGUCAUUGAGGAUAAGUAUAUGCAGAACCUUAAAAUGAUUGAAGACCUAAAGGAGUUUAUCGAGACGUCCCUCCAUGUGCAGUCUCUUGAAAAAAUGUGGUCCCUUAUCACUGAAAUAGAAGAAGAACGGAGGAAGAACAAUGCUCAGGAACAAAUUAUGGCAAGCUUACAGUUACAGCAAAAUGUGAAUCAAAUUAGUUUCCCCUUAAAUGCAUUAGAGUACUCAACAACAGAUGCGGUACUUCUAGAUGGAAAAGGGCCCAAAAAUAGUGAAGGUUACGAGGCCUUGCUAGAUUUUGUGCCUGAGAAUGAGAAGAUAAUCAUGGAUAGUGCUAUUGUUGGUGAUGAGCUAAUGGGAAAGAAGCAUGUUCUACGUCAUGAUGUUGGAUCCAAGAAUUUGGUUGAGGCAGUAAGCAGUACUGAAUCAGAACUUGGGCCUGAGAAUGAAAAGAAUUUGAUUGUUUUCUAAGUUGUAACAACAGUAACAGAUCAUUGAGAAGCACAACUUGAUCAGUGACCUACAAUUUGUAUACACCACAUAAUAAGAGAUAAUUGCUCAAUUUAUAUUGAGCAACUUCUUAGGAGUUUAUUAUGAUACGGUUCUGAAGAUUACUCUCA
Molecule: messenger RNA, 1808 nt
Organism: Rhododendron vialii
Lineage: Eukaryota; Viridiplantae; Streptophyta; Magnoliopsida; Ericales; Ericaceae
Product: disease resistance protein RPV1-like
Exons: 5
Coding region: 58-1659 (533 amino acids)
Biological process (GO): defense response; signal transduction
Source: RefSeq, a predicted model, not a curated record